Messenger RNA from Lolium perenne, 3018 nucleotides. Its product is annotated as U-box domain-containing protein 4. Gene Ontology annotation, molecular function: ubiquitin-protein transferase activity; protein binding. Gene Ontology annotation, biological process: protein ubiquitination. The record is from RefSeq and is a predicted model, not a curated record. Lineage: Eukaryota; Viridiplantae; Streptophyta; Magnoliopsida; Poales; Poaceae.
GAUCCCGAUGAAGGCGAAGAAGGUUGACAUGUCAGCGGCAUAGAAAGCCCAAUCCGUGGUCGGCCGUCCUCCUCCUCCGGCUCGCCUUCUUCUUCUCCGACUUCCUCCGACUCCCUCGCUCCGCCACCGCUCGCCUGCGCUGCGCAACGCGACGGAGGGGGCAGGUGCGCUCGCGCCGGACUGACUGACCAUUUCCGCCGUCUCCGCUCUCCACCUAACCUCUCCAACGCCCACCUAAUCACCUCGUCAAACGCAAGGAUCCAACAAAAGCCCGGACGAAUUUCCAUAUUUGUUUUCUCGCUCUCUCUCUCUAGAAGGGUGGAGGAGAGGUGGUCCUCGCUUGCAGGGAGGCCAUGGACGCGCCGGCGUCGGCCUCGUCGCCGGUCGAGUUCCUGCUGCGCCGCCCGACGCCGCGCAGGAGGCGCCUCCCGCUGGCCGGCGCCUUCUUCGCGCCCAGCGGCCUCUCAGGCGCGCCGCUGCUCCGCGCCCUCUCCUCCCUCGCCGCGGGCCUCCUCAACACACCGCGCCCACCCUCCCAGCCGCGGAACCUCGCGGCGCUCGCCCGCCGCCUCGCCCUCCUCGACGCGCUCCUCUCCUCGCUCCUCCUCCACCACGACAACAACGCAUCCCCGCCGCCGCGCUUCUCCGACGCCGCCGACCUCUGCUUCCGGGAGCUCUACGUCGUGCUCUUCCGCGCCGAGCUGCUCGUCUCCCACGUCGCCUCCGCCGGCCGCGCCUGGGCGCUGCUCCGGGGCCCGCACCUCGCCGCCUCCUUCCGCGACCUCGACGCCGAGCUGGCCGUCGUGCUCGACGUGCUCCCCGCCGCCUCCCUCCGCCUCUCCCCGGACGCGGCCGGCCAUCUGAACCUCCUCCGCGCCCACUGCAGCCGCCGCGCGCCGGCGCAGUACCACGACCCGGACGAGGCCUUGCUGCGGGACCGCCUGCUCGCCGCGCUGCACCACUUCGAGCUCGGCCACCCGCCCGACGCCACCCUGCUCAAAUCCCUCCUCGCCAGCAUCGGAAUCUCCGACGCCGCCUCCUGCCAGGCCGAGAUCGAGUACCUCGACGAGCAAAUCCUCAGCCAGGAGGAGGACACGGACCUGCUCCUCGUCGGCGGCGUGCUCGCGCUGCUCCGCUACAGCCUCUUCUCCCUCUUCGACCCCGCCAACGCCAGGGCCGCCCGCUACUGGCCGUCGGCGGGCAACGUGCAGCGCCUUCCCUCCUGGGGCGGCAGCGGAUGCGACGACACCUCCUUCUCGGUGCCCAAGGAGUUCUCCUGCCCGAUCUCCCUCGACCUCAUGCGCGACCCCGUCGUGGUCUCCACCGGCCAGACCUACGACCGCCCCUCCAUCAUCCAGUGGAUCGGGGAGGGCCACUCCACCUGCCCCAACUCAGGCCAGGUGCUGGCGGACAACCGCCUCGUGCCCAACCGCGCGCUCCGCAGCUUGAUCUCCCAGUGGUGCGGGGUCUACUGCUUCCAGUACGACUCGCCCGAGAGCAACGAGGGGAUGGCCGAAUGCGUCGCCACCGCCUGCAGCAGCAAGGCAGCCGUCGAGGCCAACAAGGCCACCGCCAGGAUUCUGGUCAGGAUGCUGGUGGAGGAUUCCGACACCGCAAAGGCUGUCGCUGCCAAGGAGAUCAGGCUGCUCGCCAAGGCCGGGAAGCAUAACCGGGCAUUCAUCGCCGAGCUCGGCGCCAUCCCGUUGCUCUGCAGGCUGCUCCCGUCGACGGAUCAGAUGGCGCAGGAGAACGCGGUGACGGCGCUGCUCAACCUGUCCAUCUACGAGCCGAACAAGACACGGAUCAUGGAGCAGGAGGGUUGCUUGCGGCUCAUCGUCAACGUGUUGCAGAAUGGGUGGACUACCGAGGCCAAGGAGAACGCAGCAGCAACUCUGUUUAGCCUCUCCGUCGUCCAUGACUACAAGAAGAUGAUCACCAACGAGCCAGGAGCUCUGGAGAAGCUGGCCUCUAUGCUGAAAAAGGGGACGCCGAGGGGGAGGAAAGAUGCGGUGAUGGCGCUAUUCAACCUCUCGACGCAUCCAGAGAGCUCAAGCCGGAUGCUUGAGUCAAGCGCGGUUGUAGCCUUAAUCGAAGCCCUGAGGAACGACACCGUGUCAGAGGAAGCCGCCGGUGCUCUGGCUCUUUUGAUGAAGCAACCUUCCGUUGUGCAUCUUGUUGGGAGCUCUGAAACCGUGAUCACCAGCCUCGUCGGAUUAAUGAGGCGAGGAACUCCAAAGGGCAAGGAGAAUGCAGUGUCAGCUCUAUACGAGAUCUGUCGCCGUGGAGGCACGACCUUGGUGCGGAGAGUAGCAAAGCUUCCGGGGCUGAACACGGUAAUACAGAACAUCACGCUGACUGGAACGAAGCGCGCCAAGAAGAAAGCGAGCUUGAUCGUCAAGCUGUGCCAGAGGAGCCAAAUGCCGUCAGCAAUGUCCCUAGGGACUAACUUAAGAGUGGUCGAUCAUUCUUUGGUAGGGAACAGCUCGCUGAGGCGCGCCGCGAGCUUUGGCAGCGGAGAGUUGUCGAACCCUGUUUCAAUAUCAGUGCCCGUGCCGUAGGUGAAUCUGGCAUCCCGGCAUAAUCUUACAUCUGGCUGGCUGGCGAGUUUUGCCCAAUGAUUCUUUCAUUUCAUGCUCAGGAUGAAAAGGUAUACGAAAUUUAAUCCAAAGGAAUUAAUACUUGCGAUACAUCACGCCUGUGUCUGUCUGUCUGUGUGGGGGAAAAUGUGGAUAACUGGUGCCCAUACAUAUAGUACUAGUCUACUAGAUGUACAUGUAGAGCUCCAGCUUGAUGUUUUGUUUGCAAGCUUGGACAUUGUUCCAUUUUUGUUCAAUUUAUGGGGGAAAAAAGAACACAAACGCUACUUGUUGUAAACUACUGGGAUAAUAAUUUGUAGCUUGUGUUGAGGUGUAACAAUGGAAGGGAAUGACAAAUCAUUUCAUUGGUGGUAUUGUACCAUUGUAAUAGAAAGUUGUAACAGAAAAACAGAUUGAAUAUCAGGUAGCUUUGUAGAAGAAA